AUGCAGAGGCUGCACCAGGGCCAGGAGGCGCUCCAGAACCUCGGCGGCGGCGGUGGUGGUGGCGGCGGCAUUGGUGGUGAGAUCCAGAACGCUGUAGGCGGCCUCGGAGGCGGCGGCGGUGGCCAGGGCGUCGGCCAGGACCUCCAGAACCUCGCUGGUGGUCUUGGCGGCGGAGGUGGCGGCCAGCAGGGCGGCGGCGGUAUCGGCAAUGACAUCAAGAACGCUGCCCAGAACUUCCGCUAA
Trichosporon asahii var. asahii CBS 2479 is the source of this 243-nucleotide messenger RNA. RefSeq lists its product as uncharacterized. The record is from RefSeq and is a predicted model, not a curated record. The coding region runs from base 1 to 243 and encodes 80 amino acids. NCBI's taxonomy places the organism in Eukaryota, Fungi, Basidiomycota, Tremellomycetes, Trichosporonales, Trichosporonaceae. The transcript has a single exon.